AUGCCACGAAGAGCGUGCUAUACCUGUCGUUCCAGCAAGGUCCGCUGCAAAGUCCAGGAAGGCGAAGCUGGUUGUGAAAGAUGCGCGACGAGACAGAUUCACUGCUCGUACAUACCAAAGUCCCAACCUUCGUCUCGCUCAGAUCCCAUGCCCAGCUCCCCAUGGGCAGCUUCUGAGCACAGUGUCGGUUUUGAGCCUCCUCCAAUGAGACAAGCUAACCAAGACUAUCGGAUGGAACGCGGGACUCUGGGGUUAGACGUUGGAAAGGGACGCCCAGAGGAUCUCCUCAGAGAGGGAGAGUUUACUCAUUCUCUGAUCCUCCUGUAUUUCAGCAACUUUAGCGAUAUUCACUUCAUGUUUGACGAAGAGCUAUUCCUUGCCGACUUUUCCACCAGUCAGAUUCCCAAGGUCAUUCUCUAUUCUAUCAUGGCGCUGAGCAUUCGAUUCUCGAUGGCACCAUUCACCGAAGAUCUACCACCGUGCCAUAGAGGGGAGCUUCUUUUUAAGCACGCCCGAAGCAUUCUAGUCGAAGACUUUGAUUGGCCAUCAGUUCCGACAAUCCAAGCUUACCUCUUGCUGGGUACCUACAAACUGGCAUUUGGCGGCUCGAGACAAGCAUAUGUGUAUCUUGGCUUUGCGGCGAAUAUGCUUAGAGCUCUGAGACUUCUAGAUAUCAGCGAGGGGGAGCCAUCUGUCUCUGUGGAGACACACAGACGGCUCAUUUGUACCAUGGCACUCAUGGAUAGACUGAUAUCCUUUCCACUUAGGUUGACACCGCACUUUUCUCGCCGAGACAAGAUUCCCCACAUGUUACACGACGACGAGUUUCUAGCCUUGAAACGAGGUAGAGCAAAUCAGACUUUGGGAGCGCAUUCAAAUGUCAAAGCUUCCAGUGUGUCUCAGGAAGUCAUGUUCCUUUCAGAGAUACUAGCAGAGCUUUACGAGCUGUUCCAUGAUGGCCAGGAUGAUGUUUAUCAAGUUCUAUCCAGGUUCACGCGUCAUGCAGCAACAAGAAGUGCUAGCCUUCUUUGGACUCCCUCCAAUAUCUCUCAUCACUUGCUCCAUGAUACCCUUCGGCAGUUUGCAUAUAUGCACCUGCUAUAUCACCACAUCGGCCAACUAGUCCACUUCAAAGCCCUUAGGCCGACCUCGACCCAAAAACCAUACGCGAAUGUUUAUAUGGGUGAAACAUUUGUAAACAUGUUUAGUCGCGACAAGUCGAUCUGGGCAAGGAUGUUCAAUGACAACCCUCAUCUUCUGCGCCAGAUGCUAUAUCUUGGGAGCUACUAUGAAAAGUUUGACCCUCGGACUGCAGGGCGCCGGAUAGGGAUCGAGGCACUGCUAGAGUCAAGGUGA
Messenger RNA from Fusarium vanettenii 77-13-4, 1356 nucleotides. RefSeq lists its product as uncharacterized. The transcript is spliced from 7 exons. NCBI's taxonomy places the organism in Eukaryota, Fungi, Ascomycota, Sordariomycetes, Hypocreales, Nectriaceae. Gene Ontology annotation, cellular component: nucleus. Bases 1 to 1356 code for a protein of 451 amino acids. Gene Ontology annotation, biological process: DNA-templated transcription; regulation of DNA-templated transcription. The record is from RefSeq and is a predicted model, not a curated record. Gene Ontology annotation, molecular function: DNA binding; DNA-binding transcription factor activity, RNA polymerase II-specific; zinc ion binding.